UCUGCCGUGUAAAUCCUGGUUUAACGGAAUUGAGGGCUCUCCAUUCUCCAAUCACUGCCCGCUUUGUCCACAAUUCCUUCCAACCCUGACUACUUCCUUCUUCAGAACUCGCUGUCACAUGUAUAUAUAAGCACUGACGUAUCUCAUUGAGCUUCUGCCUUCUUGUUUCAUGUAAUUCCGGAGCAGAAAUUAUUUCGUGAUUUUCUAGGGAAUGGAGAGAGGUUUGUAUGUAUAGCUUCUUAUAACACGCAGAGAGGAGAAAUACAGGUUCUACUGUAACAAAGGAGACAUGGGUAGACUUUUUGUUAUCAGUUUGGAAGGUAACAUCUAUAGUUGCAAACACUGCCAAACCCAUCUCGCUUUAUUUGAAGACAUCGUUUCCAAGUCUUUCCACUGCAAGCAUGGGAAGGCUUAUCUCUUCAAUAAAGUUGUGAAUGUCUCAGUUGGGGAGAACGAAGAGAGGAUGAUGACAACUGGAUUGCAUACUGUUGCUGACAUUUUCUGUGUAGGAUGUGGGUCAAUUGUCGGAUGGAAAUAUGAGUCUGCACAUGAGAAGGGUCAGAAGUACAAGGAAGGAAAAUUCAUCCUUGAGAGGUUUAAGGUAUCAGGACCUGAUGGAAGCAAUUACUGGGUUAGUCAUGAAGCUCAGGUUGGUGGAAGUGAUGCUGAUGAUGCUUGAUUGCCUCAUUGCCUAUAGGAUAUAUUCAGGCAAUGUUUCAGAUGUUUUAUUUGUAUAUUCUUGAUCUCAUUGUUCUCGACUUGAAUGGAUCUUUAAUUUAAUUACUUUUGAUAUUGCAACUAUACCAGUUGUCUAUGACAGAUUCUAUUCCUCUGCUUAUACAUGAGUUUCAUUAUGGA
This is a messenger RNA of Macadamia integrifolia, 858 nucleotides long. RefSeq names its product protein yippee-like. The record is from RefSeq and is a predicted model, not a curated record. The transcript is spliced from 6 exons. NCBI's taxonomy places the organism in Eukaryota, Viridiplantae, Streptophyta, Magnoliopsida, Proteales, Proteaceae. Gene Ontology annotation, cellular component: ubiquitin ligase complex. Bases 290 to 679 code for a protein of 129 amino acids.